CUGAGUCUCUUGAUUUUGAUAGCCUCUUUGCGUCACGCACACAUGCGCGCGCGGCCGUGCCGCCGCGCUUGCAUGAUUAUUGCAUAUGUAUAGUCGCAAGGAAGCCUCGCGUGUGUAUCGGAGGAGCCGUAAUGAGUUAGUAGGUCAAUUGUUUUGAAUUUUAGUUUUCGGUCAAAAUAUUUAAAAAAAAAUGGAGAAAGAAGCAUUGAACUUGGACGAUACAUCGAAUAAAUUGCAGCAAGAGAUUCUCACGCCCUACAAAGUAGCUGUCAUUAUGUUAAUCAAAGACUAUUGUUACAAAAGUGUCAAAGUCAUUAUCGAACGUCGGGAUUUCUGCAUUGCAGCUCUGAAACUCAUUCAGAUGCCUGAUAUGGAAUUAAUUGAUCUACUGAAAAUGCUGCGUUCUCCAGAAUAUACAUUACAAAGAUUUGCUCUCCAGUUAGAAUUUGAAAUGGCCAAACUAUGUGAAACAGGAAUAGAAGGAUUGUUAGAACUAUUUGACAGUCUGACACGUCUUAUGAAACCGUCCCACGAUCAUUCGUUAUCACCUGCUGCUUUAUACAGGAAUUCGGUCCUGGGUAUUUACGUCAGGCGAAUAAUAGUGAUAUUUGAACAAUUGCCAUUUUUCCGAGUAGUCAAGUUGUACGAAUCUUUUUGUGCCGAAUUUGAGAUAAUAAUGGAUCAAGAUCUUUCAAACAGUAUUUCUUCUCUCAAGAAGGAAGAAUCCCUUAGUAAAAAGAAUGUAAAUGUUUGGGGUGGUCGUCAAGCAGAGCUGCUCGUCGCUCAACAAGCCCAUGCCUUACAAACGGAUGAGCACAAAGCCAUGGCUCCAAGCGAACUUCAAGCACUCAUUCGAGAGCUCUUGAGCUGCAAUCCUUAUUAUGCAGAAGCGCAUUAUCUCAGCUACCUGAAUUGUUUGCGCGUAAACGAAUAUUGCGGGGCACUCGACAGUCUUUAUCAUUGCUUCGACAGAUUGGCUCCGUUGGAAAAUCGAUCAGCCCCCGAGGACAGAGCGAGAACCUUUCGAUACGCGGCGUUGAAUCUUGCAGCUCUCCAUGCUCAGUUCGGUCACAAGAAAGUCGCCGAAGCUGCUCUGAAGGAAGCUGUCAUGAUGGCUCAGGAAGCCGGAGACAACGUAUGCCUACAACUAGCUCAUGCUUGGAUGUAUCAUCUUACGAACGAUAAAAAAGGACCGCUAAUAGAAAGAUCAGUGGGAAAAGCGAGUAUGCUGGGAAUAACUCAUACAACGAGUUUAGGACUCAUUGCUUCGGGUCAUAAUUCAGCUUUAGAAGGAAAAACACCGCCGCAUGUUUUCGAGACCCUGAUAAAAUCAGAUGUGGUGAAUUGUCAGCAUUCGAUGAUGGAUUUGCUGUCGAUGACAUACGCUGAAAAAUCGGCGCUUUGGGCGUAUUACGGUAAAACGGAGAUGUCAUCGGUUUGCGCGCAGCUGUUGUUGUUGAGAAACGGAGGUGACAAAAAGCAGCACAUGUUCAACGGCCCGUCGACGUGUCAGGGUCUGAUAAACGUUGCCAACAUGUUGGUAGAAUUCGGGGAAUAUAAUUUGGUGGAAGUAGUGAUAGGUCACGCGAAAGAAAGAUUUCCGAAUGAGCCGAGCAACAAAAUAUGGAUGUUGAGCGAGCAAGUGGCUGAAUUUACAAAAAUGAUGAGACACGAAAAGUGGAGCGAGGCGGAGACAAUCGCGGCCCAAAUAUCGAGCUUAGAUCCAUUGGAGAGUAAAUUUCGUCAGGCCGAAGUUUGCCUCGCGAAAGCUGAUUUUUCAACAGCGUUCGAGAACGUUAGACAAAUUGAAAGACUGGAAGAUAUUAGUCCCGAUAAUCGAGUACGUGCGAUGAUAUUGUCGAGUCAAAUAAUGAGUUCAUCGAUUUUACCAGGCACAGGAACAACAGGUACGAAUUCCCUGGUUCUAUUGAAUUCGGCAUUGGAAAUGUCGACCAGAAAUUAUUUGUCUUAUUACGAGGCUGAAGUUAAAAUGCAUCUCGCUAAUAUCCAGCUGUUAAUGGGAAUGCCGAAUCAAGCGUCAAACUUGGUCGAUGAAGCAAUCGUACAAAUUCUUGCUCAUGGCGGAUGGUACGAUCAAGCCAGAGCUCUCGUUCUCUAUGCCAAAUGUUUACUAGCUACUGCUCCGCUCACGGGAGAUGAACGUAUGCGCGCCCUCAAAGACGCUAUCAAAGCCCUUGUCAAAGCUCAAAAUCAUUUCGACAAAGUCGAAGCUUUUGGAAGAAAGCGGAGUACCCUUUAUCUUCUGAGCAUAAUUUAUCACGAAAUCGAUGCAAAGGAUGAGAGAAAUCAGUGCGCUUUUCAAUACAGGCAACUCCAUUUACAAUAUCCAGCCAAGUUGGACUACAUUAAAUCGUAUUGAAUAUCCAUUUCUUCUGUAUAUAAUCUCAUUUUUUAAAUAAUAUCCAUCGAAAUGUG
Molecule: messenger RNA, 2436 nt
Organism: Venturia canescens
Lineage: Eukaryota; Metazoa; Arthropoda; Insecta; Hymenoptera; Ichneumonidae
Gene: ida
Product: anaphase promoting complex subunit 5 ida
Exons: 8
Coding region: 191-2380 (729 amino acids)
Biological process (GO): anaphase-promoting complex-dependent catabolic process; positive regulation of mitotic metaphase/anaphase transition; protein K11-linked ubiquitination
Cellular component (GO): anaphase-promoting complex
Molecular function (GO): protein binding
Source: RefSeq, a predicted model, not a curated record